This is a messenger RNA of Sphenostylis stenocarpa, 465 nucleotides long. The record is from the annotation of a GenBank genome assembly. NCBI's taxonomy places the organism in Eukaryota, Viridiplantae, Streptophyta, Magnoliopsida, Fabales, Fabaceae.
AUGGCUGUUGUUCCCUCCGGUGGUGGAAAAACCAUUUUGAUGAUGUUGUGUUUUCUGUCGGUUUUUGCAGGGUCAGCCUCGAGUUCGAUGUGGGCUGAAUUGCUUCAUCCGACACUAAAAGUGAACAUAACGUCGAAAAUACCCGGUGGGGUUGUUCACAUAAAAUGCAUAUCCAGCGAGAACGACGUGAAGAGGGGGUCUUUGGAUUCCUCCUCCACAAAGCCAUUCACGUUCGACGUUAGACUAAAGUUUCUGACAACCAUAAGAUACAAUUGUUUGCUGACACAAGGAGGAAGAGAAAUUGGACAGUUUUUAGGGUUUCGAAGUGGUUCGUAUUGCGAAAAAGGCUGCAAUUGGGAGCUUUACCUUCAUUAUGCCCUUCGCAUGUCUUCGCGCGAUGGUUUUGUAAACCAAACCUACAGACCAAUUGGAAGCCCUGAUGACACCACUUAUGAUUUCUCUUGA